Molecule: messenger RNA, 1362 nt
Organism: Peniophora sp. CBMAI 1063
Lineage: Eukaryota; Fungi; Basidiomycota; Agaricomycetes; Russulales; Peniophoraceae
Source: the annotation of a GenBank genome assembly
AUGUCCCCCGCCAUCGCCUCGCCGCCGAUCCCACCUCUUCCUAUCGUCGGCAUGCCCGUACCGGACCCUGCGCGGUCCGCAUCGCCGUAUCGUCCCCAGCGCACGUUUGAGGUCGAGCAGGGCUCGCCGCAACGCCCCGGCCUCCGUCGGGGACAGAGUAACUAUGCCAGUGAAGCGCAGGCCGUGCUGGCCACGUCUGUCGCGAAGCUUGUAAGCGCGCAGAUGCGCCCAUUCGCGAUCUCGGGUCGCAUACCCAUCGAUCCUGCGGACCUCAACCUGUUCUUCCGGACAAAGAGCGGUAUCACGCACUCGCUUGACUUCCCCAUCGACACGGACUACGACACGCCGCCGGCGCUUGAUGUGCUUCAAGCCGCCGCCACACCGUAUGCAGCCGCCGUCGAAGACUACAGUGGAGCCGAUGCACUCUGCUUUCCACCUCACCUUCCCCUUACGACCUCCCUCGAACUCUCGAACCAUCCCCUCAUGGACGCCGUGCGCGCAACACUCUUCCCAGCGCUUCCCGCAGGUCACUACCUCAUUGCCACCCGCGACCGUCUCGACAUCGUACCGACCGGCGCAAGCCUUCCGCCUCAGCCUCCCUCUGGAGAUAUGCGCGUCGCAAACCUCAUGAUCACUCUCCCUGUCCGCCAUCGCGGAGGCGGCGCUCUGCGCAUCACCGCAUCCGACGGUGUCACCGAGCGCUUCCCGGGUCGCGGCGGGCGCUCCGGUGGUCUGGACUGGGCGGCAUGGAUGUCUGAUGCGUCGGCGGAAGUCGAGCCCGUCACGAAGGGUGUGCGCGCUAGCGUUCUCUACGCGCUCCAUGUCCGCAGCUUCGGUCCCGCCGGCGGCGACCCGCUCAUCGCGCCCGGCGACGAGUUCCUCGAUGCGAUCGCACCUGUGCUCAAUCUCUGCCGUGGACGGAGCAUCGCGCUGCAUAUGACGGGCGAUUACAAUGUGAACCCGUCUGAGGUGCUCGCGGAGAGCCUCACGCCGCAUCUCAAGGGCGGCGAUAGCAUGCUCUAUCACGCGUUCAAGCUGUACAAGCUCGCGCCCGAGCUUCGGUGGGCGGCUGGACCGUACGUCUGGCCCGUCGAUCGUCCCGUCGACCUCGAGGUCGGCGCACCACCGGAUGGAAGCCCUUACGCUCGCGCGCUCUCUGCGGCGGGAGAUGAUACCUCCAUGGCGGCCCUUGCGCAACGUGCGGCUGCCGGCGGCGCUGUACCGCUUGCGCAUGCGGAUAUCGUUGUGCUCAGUGAUCGUCUGGGCGCCGCGCCGGUCAGUAAGGAGCGUGUGCCGUUCAUCAACGACGGCGCUCUGGACAAACUCGUGGUCAAUCUCCUACUCGUCGUGUACGUGCCAUGA